This is a messenger RNA of Amphibalanus amphitrite, 1550 nucleotides long. It is a transcript of the gene Cib2, whose product is annotated as calcium and integrin-binding family member 2-like. Gene Ontology annotation, molecular function: calcium ion binding. Bases 510 to 1079 code for a protein of 189 amino acids. The record is from RefSeq and is a predicted model, not a curated record. The transcript has 4 exons. NCBI's taxonomy places the organism in Eukaryota, Metazoa, Arthropoda, Thecostraca, Balanomorpha, Balanidae.
GCAACCAGCGCCCUAUCGAUGAUUUCGAUUCGAUUUCGAUAUCAAUGACUCGAUAUCCUUCUGCUCAAUGUUCCUUAGAUGACCUGUAAGCCGUGAAAAAAUACGUCCUUUGACCUGACCUAUAACGUCAUCGGUCGCACCUAGGUCAAUGAAAUUUGAGCACAUGGUAGUUCCCCGGUGGGGCUAUCCGCUAUCGAAUGUCAUUGGAAUUUUGCAAAUGGGUGGGUGACUUUCCAAGAUUUUAGGAGGGAAACGCCCCCCCCCCCCCAUACUAAUGGCAUGGCCCGGGAUUAGGUCAAGGGGCGCGGGUUGAAAGACUGUUCAGGUGUCGUUGGCCGCUCUGUCGCGUGACGCGGACCGCUGCGCCGUCGGGUCCAUUAGCCGAUUGUUGGCGAUGCGUGCGCGCUCGUCGGCCGCCGGUGUCCGAUGGACAGGCGUGGUCCUCGGUCGACCUGCCGUCAGACCGGGCGGGGCCGGGCGGCGGCCGACACCGGUGCCGACGUCCAGCCAUGGGCAACAAAGUAGCCACCUUCACCGAUGACCAGCUGGACAACUACCAGGAUUGCACAUUCUUCACUCGAAAGGAGAUUCUGCGGGCCCAGAAGCGAUUCCGCGAGCUGGCACCCCACGUCAUUCCCAAGGUGAUGACCUCCACGGAGCCGGAGUCGUGCUCCGUGCCCCUGGAAUACGUGGAAAAGAUGCCGGAACUGCGGGAAAAUCCAUUCAAUAGGCGGAUCUGCAAGGUAUUUUCUGCGGACAAGUCAGGCAACCUUACGUUCAAUGACUUUCUGAACAUGCUGUCCGCACUUUCGGAAGAGGCACCCCGAGAUCUGAAGCUCUACUAUGCCUUUCAAAUAUUUGAUUUCGAUGGGGACGGCGCUGUGGGCGUCAGCGAUCUGGAGUCGGCCCUUUACGCACUAACAAGGGACGAUCUGAACCAGGAGGAAGUCAACAUCAUUUGUCAGAAGAUUCUGGAAGAGGCCGACAUUGACGAUGACCAAAAGCUGAAUUACAUGGAGUUCGAACAUGCUAUUGCACGAGCUCCCGACUUCAUGGCAAACUUUCAUCUUAGAAUUUAAUUUGUUUCUUCUCAAAUUGAGGUGCAGACCCUUAUAAAAUAUAAUAUAUAGGUAGGUAAUGGCGGAAUUGGGGGACAUUGUCGGAGGCCGGCGGACCCAUAGAAGCCAAAGUGGUGUCAGACGGUGCCGAGCCGUGCCGAAAAAAUGGAUACCAAACUCACGACGGCUUCUGAAAGGGGGAGCUUCCUUUUGUCAUGCUGUACAGAUUAAACAAAUGUUUCUCGUGAAAGUUUUAAGUUUUCUUUCUAUGCAGAGAAAAAAAACGAUGAAAGGAAGGCACUGCACGAGGUGCAAACUGCAAAUACCCAAAUGCCAUGUAUGCCGCAGAUGUUCCCUCCUUGCUUACCCGGACACGUUAGCACAGGUGCUAACAUGCUCCUUGACCUUAUCCAUGCUAUGCAGUUGUAAUAUAAUGAACAAUGCAAUAAAAUGUUCUACUAAUUAAAAGGGUCGUCUUGUGACCAGAAAAAA